GCAUAUUUCCGAUUCAAGACGUCUGCAAUACCGUUGGCAAAUCCCGAAACCUGUCUUCGUCCCAGUCUGGAGCCGCACUCGGUCGCCACGCUGGCCCACCCUCCUCGGUAACACUCUUCAGAUCACGCCGAGCUAGAGCCUUGCUACACCGCACUUUAAUUCAUCGACAUCAUAUUUGCUACCCGCCGUUCAGCAUGGCACAGCCAGUCCACUUGAGCUUUGGAGGUUGUGGGUUUCUCUUGGCGUUCCACAUUGGUGUCGCCAAGUACAUGCGUCGUCAUGGCGUGCUCACCGCUGCCAGCCGCUUCGCUGGAGCCUCGGGAGGCUCACUCGUCGCCGCUAGCUUGGCAUAUGGUAUACCGUUGGCCGUCGUAUUGGAAGAGACCAAAGCCACGGCGACAUUGUUGCAUGAGGACAUCCGUGCAUCCAAGCGAGGUCUCCUGGGUGCCAAGAACCUCGCAGGGUAUGUAUAUCGCCACAUCGAUGCUUUGUUCCCGGAUCCGCUCCCCGUCCUGCAUCCGAGCACGUCCGACCCGCUCCCACGCCUUGUGGUCGCCACCACGGAGGUGUUUCCCCGCUUGCGCACCGUGCACUGGUCGUCGUUUGCAACCAAGAACGAUUUGGCCAACACGCUUCUGAUCUCGUGUCACGUGCCGUGGUACUUCGACGGCACGCCCGCCCGACAAAUCGCCGGAACGAAGCAAUGGCAUACCGACGGUGGACUCCUCCAGUUCGUCCCGGACGUUCCAGACCACAUACCGGUCAACGUGUUUCCGUUGCCGUGGAUGAAUAAGCGCCGGACGAUUAGUCCACUGUGGAUCCAUGGAUUUCCGAUCUCGUUGGCGCAGCUGUCACGUUGGGCGCUGCUGCCACCACCCAACGACGUGCUGGAUCAGUUUGUUGUGUGGGGAGAGGAAGCUGCUCACGCGUAUGUCACAUCGAGUGCAGAGUGGAAUGGUUAACAUUGUUUUCCAUGCUUCUGCGCUCUCGUCGUUUGUACGGGUCAUCGCAUGUCGAGCAUCGCGCUGUGCUCGUGAAUGUCGUGGUGGUGGUCGUAGUGCGUCGCAUCGACGUUGCUGCCGCACGUUUCAAGGCGAAUGAGGCGAGCUUCGACAAACUCGAGGCGCUCGGCCAGGUCGUUGAGGCAGCUGAUGAUGGCUUUUCGUUUGGCUUUCAGUGGAUCGAUCUGCAUCUCGAGCGCCGCGUUCAGGACGUGGGGGUCGUACUUUUCCCGGAUAAACGACUCGAUCACUUUGUGAUCGUCGACGUAUUUGGCCGUGAUGUCGUGGAAGAGGUCGCGCGUGAGGACGCAGAUCUCGGUGAACAUGGUUGCUUUCAACGUCACGGUCUGCUUGCAGUUCAUGAGGAGCGCGAUCUCACCAAAAAAGUCGCCUUCGAGCAGCGUGCGGACCAGUGUCCCCGUCGCCUGGUGGAUGGGCUUGUUUUUUUUGCGCGUGUGAUCGUCAAACAUGAUUUGGUGCUGGAUCAAGUCGCACGACCCGGACUGAAUAAAGUACAUUUCGUACCCGAUUUCGCCGCGCGCUACGACAAAGUCGUCCGCCAUGAACACUUGAAAGCCGAGCUGCAUGACGAGUUCCUGGACAAAUUCGGGGCUGCAUAGCCGAAACAUCGGGCACCGCGUAAUCAUGCCCAUCCGCAGGUACAGCUCGAC
Molecule: messenger RNA, 1672 nt
Organism: Aphanomyces invadans
Lineage: Eukaryota; Oomycota; Saprolegniomycetes; Saprolegniales; Verrucalvaceae
Exons: 2
Coding region: 195-962 (255 amino acids)
Biological process (GO): lipid homeostasis; triglyceride catabolic process
Cellular component (GO): lipid droplet; cytoplasm; membrane
Molecular function (GO): triacylglycerol lipase activity
Source: RefSeq, a predicted model, not a curated record